Messenger RNA from Paramuricea clavata, 8399 nucleotides. Lineage: Eukaryota; Metazoa; Cnidaria; Anthozoa; Malacalcyonacea; Plexauridae. The record is from the annotation of a GenBank genome assembly.
AUGGUUCGUGGGUUUAGUUUUCAACUCUUGUAUCGAGUCGUUUUCUUUUCCUUCUGUCUGAUUUUCGCCUGUUUUUAUCAUGGUGGUGGUUCAGAGUAUGACAGGCGAGGAGGUAAAACAGAACCGAACAAAUUAAAAGAAAACUUCAACAGCAAACCCUUGAAUGAUGAAGUUUUUCUCGAACAAGACAUUGGCGUCCCUAUCUUGACAGAAAAUACUAAACAAAUUGACGGCGAUGACACGAAGAAAGAAACUGAUCUUUCAAAGAUGGCAAGAAAAGGUAAAUUCUGAAAAUGUGAGAAUAUUCGUAAUUCAUUUCAGAAGGAGUAAAUGCAUGUCAACCACAUUUUUUAUUUUUUUAGGAACUGUGACGAAAACACUCCGAAGUGAUAGAAUACGGAAGAGCCCGAAACUGUCCUCCAAGUCUGAGGUAAAAGUUGCAAGCAAAGAAUCGACAACCAUCUCCCUAUCAAGGGAGACAAAAUGGCAAAACAAUGCCAGUAAAAACUUAUCUUCAUUGGAAAAUCAAAUUUUUCACCAGAAUGACUUGAGAGAAACAGCCAAAAGAGAAACGUUUGCUUCACCCACAACUCAACAUCUCCGGAACAGACGUGAAAUUGAUGCGAUCUCAGAAAGUAAGGUGGGUCCGACCGAAUGCGCCAAUUUUACCUUUACUAUAAAGUAUGGAGAUGAAUACGGAGUAUGGAACAACUUUUUAAUGAUGCACCAAAGCCGAAUGUACCGUUAUAACGAGUACAGAGUAACAGACGAUGGUCUACAAGUUUGUAAUUCUUCUGACCCCCUCAUCCAACAAAAAUGGCAGAAUUUCAUCGUUUCAGAAAAGAGAAAGAUGGCUUCCCAACAUUGCAAUGCAUUUGUGGACGGUUUCUACGUCAGAAACUACACAUUAUUAAAAAAUUUUACUGUUUUCUUUCAUCCUACUGAGCAGAGCUUCACAAGGCAAGAUUACGGAGUGAUGUUUGGACAUUUUGCGAUUUGUUCGGCAAAACUUAGUCUGUCCUGCAAUGAUGAUUUGGUCAAAGUAAAGUACGAUGAAAAAUACAAUGUUUUCAAAAACCUUUCGCUGUUUUACAGCAAUACGAUGUACGAUUAUCGCGAAUAUCGAUUCAGUCACGACAGUCUUGAAAUGUGUGUUUCCAAUGAUUCAAGAGUUCAAGCUCUUUGGAAAACUCGGAAUUCAUGGGAAAAGUUUAAAGAGGUGUAUAAAUGCUAUCGUUAUUAUUACCUAUUGUAUUACAGUGUGACCAAGCAAUUCACUGUCUAUUCGGCAUAUAACAGUCAAUAUUUCACAAGAAAGGACUAUGGAGUCAUAGACGGUAAACCUAAUAUAUGCGGAAAAAAGUUGAGACCCACAUCAACAGAGUAUACCCAGGAAGAUCUACUAAUAUGCAACGAUUCAAUUAUCAAUAUACCAUACGAUGAUGAAUACAAAGUUCGGACUGACUUUUCAAUACUCUAUAAGAACAAGGUGUACGAUUAUACUGAGUAUCGAGUUCUGAAUGAUAGCAUAAAGAUUUGUAACUCCUCUGAUAACGACGUAAGGAAUAUCUGGAAAGAACGCAAUAAAUAUGUCAAGCAGUGGAUGCAUUACAAAAGUUGCAAUCUACCAAUAAACAUAUAUAUAAUCUCCCAAGAGCUUUAUACUGUUCGUAAGGACUUUAGUGUUCUCAUUUUGCCAACAGAUCAGGUGAUAGCAAAGUAUAAUUAUGGUGUUUUUGAAGGUAAAUUUAGAAUAUGUAAAGAAAAAUUCAUAACAUAUUACGGAUACUAUGGCGCAGCUGGAGUAGCAGUAUUAUGUGCUUUAGCGCUUUCUAUUAUUUGUUUGCUAUUGUUGUUGAUAGUCUAUUGCAUGCUUCCUGAACUGCGCACUCUUCCUGGUUUGAAUUUAAUGAGUUUAAGUUUCGCCUUUUUGCUGGCGCUGACUAAUUAUGUGGUAUUUUUGUCGCUGUAUGCACGUGUGGGUAAAAUGAUUGUGAAUAAAAAACCGUGUGCAAGGCUGUUCAUAUCAGGUAGGUUUAAUACGUAUAGCAUACUUAUGAACGCUGCUGUUAGUGUGUAUCACUUAAGAAAAACCUUUUGUUGCAACACUUUAGUGAAAUCUGAUGAAAACAAGUGGAAAACGUUCUUGAAGUAUAGUGUCUUUAGCUGGGGUGUUCCUCUCGUCAUAACUAUUGUUUAUAUUGUGCUUGUGAAGAAAGAUGUUUUAAGAUUUCAUUCAGAUAGUUGUGUCAAUGAUAGUGCUGAUUGGGUAGUUGUUAUGACAGAGUAUGGUCUUCCGGGUUGUCUUUUGUUGUAUAUUAUUGUAAUGUUCAUCUUCACUGCUUAUCGAAUUCGUCAAAAACUCAAAGCAAGCAGUAGCAUUGCACAGAAAUCAAAUAUUGUUAAGAAACGCAAUAGCUUUGUCCUAUUGCUUAAGUUGUCGACUACUGCAGCCAUAGGAUGGCUUCCUGUUGUACUUUUAGGUAUAGAUUUUCAUCAUAACAUCAAGACGGCGCUAUUUAUUCUGAUGCUUCUUAGUGGUGUCUACAUAGGUAUUGCGUUUGUCUUUACAAGAAAAAAUUAUCAGCUGCUAAAGAAGAAAUAUUUCCGAGCAAAAAAUAAGCCAGUUAACGUGUAGUUGCAAACAUUGUACAUGCAGUUGCUUUGUAGGUAAGUACGCAAGCAAGUAAGUUAAUAAAUAAUUAAAUAACUAAAGAAGUAAAGAAAGCUUAACUGAUUAAUUUGAAAUCUGUAAUAAUGUGUACACUUGUAAAAAUUUUAACGUAUUUUGUUCAAUGUGAAAACGCUUAGAAUACAGUGGUCUUCAACUUAAAAUGUAUGUACACAUUGUGUUUUAGAUCAUUGUAGAAAAAUAUAGAGUGUAAAUAAAAAAGCAAAACAUCGUGUCUUUUUAUAAAGUUUUCAGUGGAAAUGGAAUGUUUGAACAAGGUACCCUGACAUUUUCUAAUCCAUAUAAUCUCACCAUCGAGUAAUUUCGAUCCAGAUGGUUUGUUGCGGGGGGGGGGGGCUUAUCCAUUUUUUAAUGAUAUGCGGAUUAGGGCUAACGAUUAUCUCUGGACUGCACACUAUUACAACUUGAGUCAACUGCGAAAGAGGUACAAAAGAAACUUAACUCAGCAGCGAGUUCACGUUCAUCAGACCACUUUAAGGUAGCCCACAUUCAAGAACAUUUACUACCUCUGCAUGAUCUAACAAUGCUUAACUCAGCAGUGAGUUCUGUACAACAUCAGAAUCUACUACCUCUGCAUGAUCUAACCAUGCUUAACUCAGUAGUGAGUUCUCUUACAACAUCAGAUCUACUACCUCUGCAUGAUCUAACCAUGCUUAACUCAGUAGUGAGUUCUCUACAACAUCAGAUCACUUUAGGGUAGUCCACACUUUUCAAAACUAAAAAAGUUACUAAAAAUGCACGGAAAUGUUAAAGAGUUAGUCUUUACUUUUUUACAUUUUUUACCACUUUUUCAAAAAUGAGAAAAGUGGCUAAAAAUGGACGAAAAUUAUACGCCCGAAAAAGUUUUUUUUAAAAUUACAAAUAUUAAGAAUAUCAGUCUUACGACAGUUUUGUGGUGUAUCAACUAAUUCAAUAUCAGCAACGUCAACAGCUGAACAUGCAUAGCCAGCCAAAUAACUUAUAAUUAUAUUUUGUACGCAGUUAAAUAUUGUAUAUAAGUACAUUUUCAACACACGGCCCUUUGAAAAACAACUGUUACUUAUAGCAUGGAUAAUAAAAUAAAUGGAUUGGAAACUUCUGACGUCAUUGACUGCAUCCUUGUUGAAAAACGUGACGUCACGCGUAUUGCGAAUGUUACCAAAGUUCUCGGCAUAUUUGUUGUUUUGCUAUAUUUUCCACUUUAAAAGGGUGGUCUUGAAGCGUAAACUGGUCUAAUUGUUUUAAAAACAUGCCUAAGCCACGACAAAGUAUUCAAGGUAAAUGUUUUUCGUCUUUGUUUUGUAUUUUUUUACAAUUGUAGCUACGAAAUUGGCGUCACAAAUUUUAACGAAAUUUGCGAUGUAUUUUUCACUGUUUAGUGCUUGAAAUAUUUGCUAAAAUUGACUGGGAAUACUUAGAGUUUUCAUCGUAGAAUGGCGUGGUUACAUUUAUUUGCUCUUUGACUAAAAUGUUUAGCUGUAUUAUUGCUAAACAUACCGUUUUUGAGAAUUUGAUUUUCAACUAGGUUGAGGCAUCCAACCACGCCAUCAAUCCCAGUAAAAACAUUAGGUCACGUCAGCUAGUUUCCUAUCCAUUUAUUUUAUUAUCCAUGCAUGCUUAUAGUUGAAUAGGUUACGGUGUAAAUAAAUAUUUUUAAAUAAUAAUAAAAAAUAAGUCAUCGUAUAUAGUUAUAAAAUGUGUGAGUUGCGAUCGAAUUAAGUUGCUUUGUUCACAACCUCGUGCCCAGGCUCUUACCUCUUGUGGAGGAAAGACCCACGUGAUCUGAUAAAAUCUAGCAGAUUUUUGAUUGAUGAAGUUGAUUAAUAUUUGAUAUUUAUACCUUAAUUUAAUACUUGCAUUUUGAUUUGCAAGUUUGAUUUGACUUUAAAGGAAUCCAAGAUAGCUAAUUAGAAAUCCGCUAGAUUUCAGCAGAUCACGUGAUCAGCUCCUACCAUGCAGGGUCUUUCCUCCACAAGAGGUAAGAGCCUGGGCACGAGGUUGCUUUGUUCAGUUGUUGACGUUUCAGAUAUUGAAUUAGUGACGGCGCCUAAAUGUCAAAAACAACUAUUGCUUGCAGGUAUUAUAGGAAGUAUUACGCUCCCAUCGUUAUUUUAUAAAACUAUUCGUGACAAUUGUCCGAAGUAGGUUGAAAAAGUUCAUUGAAAUAUGAAUAUUUUAGCUCAAUGAACAAUUGUUGAACAAGACAUAUACUUGAACAUACGGUAAAAGACUUGAAUUAUUUGACAGUUUUGUUGAGUAGCACUUGGUUGCCGACGACACAAUAUCGUCAGAACUAUUGAAAGAUGAGUAGAAAUACCCACACCGUCCUAUAUUUGUUUUUGUUUUUCACUUCGCUCCGCGCGAACAAAUUCGCCUAGUGGAAAAUGGAGUCCUAUAUUUAAAUAUAUUGUUCUAUUUAGUCAUGGUUAAAUUUUCUAAUACCAUGCACAUCGUCCUAUAUUUAAAUAUAUUGUUCUAUUUAUUCAUGGUUAAAAUUUCUAAUUCCCACACCGUCCUAUAUUUAAAUAUAUUGCUCUAUUUAUUCACGGUUAAAUUUUCUAAUACCCACACCGUCCUAUAUUUAAAUAUAUUGUUCUAUUUAUUCACGGUUAAAUUUUCUAAUACCCACACCGUCCUAUAUAUAAAUAUAUUGUUCUAUUUAUUCACGGUUAAGUUUUCUAAUACUCACACCGUCUUAUAUUUAAAUAUAUUGUUCUAUUUAUUCACGGUUAAGUUUUCUAAUACUCACACCGUCUUAUAUUUAAAUAUAUUGUUCUAUUUAUUCACGGUUAAAUUUUCUAAUACCCACACCGUCCUAUAUUUAAAUAUAUUGUUCUAUUUAUUCACGGUUAAAUUUUCUAAUACGCACACCGUCCUAUAUUUAAAUAUAUUGUUCUAUUUAUUCAUGGUUAAAUUUUCUAAUACCCACACCGUCCUAUAUAUAAAUAUAUUGUUCUAUUUAUUCAUGGUUAAAUUUUCUAAUACGCACACCGUCCUAUAUUUAAAUAUAUUGUUCUAUUUAUUCACGGUUAAAUUUUCUAAUACGCACACCGUCCUAUAUUUAAAUAUAUUGUUCUAUUUAUUCAUGGUUAAAUUUUAUAAUACGCACACCGUCCUAUAUUUAAAUAUAUUCAUUCAUGGUUAAAUUUUAUAAUACCCACACCGUCCUAUAUUUGGAUUUGUUUUUCGCUCCGUGCGAACAAAUUCGCCUAGUGGAAAAUGGGCUUAAAUUAACACUUGGUUGCCGACGACACAAUAUCAUCAGCGCUAUUGAAAGAUGAGUAGAAAUACCCGCACCGUCCUAUAUUGAAGGGACAUCUGUUUCUGCUUAAAGUGGCUGGGAAUAUAAAUGCUCACGUAAUUUCUUAUGAAUUGCCAAUAAACCUACAUGGCUAUUCGUGUGUGCGCAAACGGUGCGAAUUCUUCUUUUUAUCCAACUCUAUCAAUUUCAUUUCAUUCCAUUUGUUGCCUGUUUGACGCCAUUAGGCAUUAAUAACUUCAAGUGUUAUGCAUAUUUAUGUUUUGCUUGAUUGACUUAUAUAAAUGUUCACAUUUUGCACAUUGUACAAUAAAAUAGGAAAUUCUGUAGUGUCAAAAUAAAAUUCUGUAUUGCAAAAAAAAUUAAAGAAAACGAAACCAAGUACACGAAGCAUUAUUAUUUUCACCACUAAGUUUGUCACGCCUUACUUGCCAUGACAACUGACUAAAGGCCAUAUUACACGGUGCAAUUUUUCUUGCAAUUUGCAAAGCAAUUCUACUCUUGAGAGAUGUUAAUUAGUAAAGUCAGUGAAGAAUAAUCGAUAAUGUUGAGAAAACAUCAGCGGAGUGUAAUGAAGACUCGUAUUUGGUAAUUUACAUCUCUCAAGAGUAGAACUGCAUUGGAAGUUGCAAGAGAAAUUGCAAUUAAUUUGGAAGACAAAACAUUUCAAUUUCUGUACAUCUCAUACAUUUAAAUAUAUGUACAACCCACUUCCCUCGUACAAGAACGUAAAAAUAGAAUAUUUAACAAUUCCAAACUACUACAUAUAGACCUGAAAUUUCAAAAUCUAUUACGAGCCACCUUAAUAACGUUUUGGGUGUAUGAUAAUUAGUACGGCUAGUGACAUCAAAAAACUCAAAUUUGAAAACGUUUUUAAACUUUGUGUUUUGCCGAAAUAAUACACAGUUGCCUAACGACGCUUGCAGUUGCAUCAUGAGUCGUGGCUUUAGUUUUCGACUCUUCUAUCGAGUCGUUUUCUUUUCCUUCUGUCUGAUUUUCGCCUGUUUUUAUCAUGGUGGUGUUUCAGAGUAUGAAAGGCGAGGAGAUAAAACAGAACCGAACAAAUUAAAAGAUGAAUUCAAAGGUAAAUCCUUGAAUAUUGACGUUUCUCUCGAACAAGACAUUGGCAUCCGUAACUUGAAAGAGAAUGCUAAACAAGUUGACGGCGAGGAUACGAAGAAAGAAACUGAUCUUUCAAAGAUGGGAAGAAAAGGUAAAUUCUGAAAAUGUGAGAACAUUUCUUAAUUCAUUUCAGAAGAAGUAACUGUCAUGCAACCACAUUAUUUCUUUUCAGGAACUGUGAUGAAAACACUCCGAAGUGACAGAAUACGGAAGAGCCCAAAACUGCCCCAGUCCGAGGUAAAAGUUCCAAGCAAAGAAUCGACAACCAUCUCCCAUUCAAGUGAGACAAAAUGGCAAAACAAUGGCGGCAUGGCCAUAUCUUCAUUGGAAAAUGGAAUUUUUCACCAGAAUGACUUGAGAAGAACAGCCAAAAGAGAAAAGUUCGCUUCACCCACAACUCAACAUCUCCGGAACAGACGUGGAAUUGAUGCGAUCUCAGAAAGUAAGGUGGGUCAGACCGAAUGCGCCAAUUUUACCUUCACUAUAAAGUAUGAAGAUGUAUACAAAGUAUGGAAGAACUUCUCAAUGAUGUAUCAAAGUCGAAUGUAUCAUUAUAACGAGUACAGAGUAACGGACGAUGGUCUACAAGUUUGUAAUUCUUCAGAUCCUCUCAUUCAACAAAAAUGGCGGAAUUUCAUUGCUCGGGAAAAGAAAAUGACGGUUGUCACACAUUGUAAUGUAUCCGUGGACGGUUUUUACUUUGAACAUUACACAUUAUACAAAAACUUUACUGUUUUCUUUCAUCCUACAGAGCAAAAUUUCACAAGGCAAGAUUACGGAGUGAUUUCUGGACAUUUUGCAAUUUGUUCGGCAAAACUUAGUUUGUCCUGCAAGGAUGAUUUGGUUAAAGUAAAGUACGAUGAACAAUACAACGUUUUGAAAAACGUUUCGCUGUUUUAUAACAACAAGAUGUACGAUUAUCGUGAAUAUCGAUUUGGAAACGGAGGUCUUGUAAUGUAUGCUUCCAAUGAUCCAAGGGUUCAGUCUCUUUGGAGAACUCGGAAUUCAUGGGAAAAGUUUAAAGAGCAGCAUAAAUGCCGCGGAUCUGUUAAAAAAAUACAUGCAUGGCGUUACAUUGUGAAUAAGCAGUUCACUGUCUAUCUCGCACUUAAGAGUCAAUAUUUUACAAGGCAUGACUAUGGGGUGAUUGACGGUAAACCUUAUAUAUGCAGAGAAAAGAGAAGACCCAUGUCAACAGGGUAUACCGAGGAAGAUCUAUUAGUGUGCAACGAUUCAAUAACCAAUAUAAAAUACGAUGAUGAAUACAAAAUUCGGACUGACUUUUCAAUACUCUAUAAGAACAAGGGGUACGAUCAUACUGAGUAUCGAGUUCUGGAUGAUGGCUAA